Molecule: messenger RNA, 885 nt
Organism: Belonocnema kinseyi
Lineage: Eukaryota; Metazoa; Arthropoda; Insecta; Hymenoptera; Cynipidae
Exons: 1
Coding region: 1-885 (294 amino acids)
Biological process (GO): DNA integration
Molecular function (GO): nucleic acid binding
Source: RefSeq, a predicted model, not a curated record
AUGCCUGGACUGUCAGAGCUCCAAGUUACACGUCAUACCAUUCUUAAACCGGCACAGUUUGUCACUCCAGAAGCAAGAUUCAGACACGUCCAUAUGGACAACGUGGGUCGGCUACCCGAUUGCGAGGGACACAAAUACAUCCUCACCAUCAUCGACCGUUUCUCCCGAUGGACAGAAGCUAUACCUCUUUGGAAUUUUGAGGCUGCCACCGUCUGUAGAGCUUUUUUCGGCGGGCGAGUCACUCGAUUCCGUUCCCCGAAAACACUCUCAACCGACCAAGGACGGAAAUUUGAAUACCGUCGCUCAGAGUCCUUACUUAAGCUAGUGGGUUGCCGUCGAAUUCGAAUCACACCGUACGAUCCGGCCUCAAAUGGCAUGAUAGAGCGCUUUCGUCGCGCAUUAAAGGCAGCAAUAAUGUGUCACGCCACGCGUGAGUGGAUGCUCAUGUUGUCAACGGUCAUGCUUGGUCUUAGAACGAGCGUUUUGGACUGCGGGUCAUCCUCAGCCGAAUAUCUUUACGGGACAACCCUCCGCAUACACGGUGAAUUCGUUAUUCCCGACGUUCGCACUCCUGAUGCUCAGGCAUUUUUGGACGAAUUUCGAGUUCACAUGAAAAGUGUCAAACCAAUACCAGUCGAUCACAGAUACAAGGAGGCAUGUUUCGUGCAAAAAUCUCUAGCCACCUGCUCACACGUUUUCCUACGCUUGAGUGCAGCCAGAAGGUCGCCCGACCCCCCAUAUUCGGGAACACAUCGGGUUUCCAAGAGAAUAGGAUAUCGCGUUAUAAAAAUCGACGUCGACGGAACAGGUCACCCACGCCCUCAGCACUACAUUCCUUUAAUCCUGCGAAAAUCUGCGAAGAAAAGACUGAACUUCAACAUAUAA